AUGCAGACUCUUCCUCCUGCUCUUGGCCCUACUUCAAAUUAUAUGCCUGCACCUCAAGCCUACAUUACUGUUGCUCCUGAUGCAACGCCUGCCUCUCAUAGCGCCGACUCAUUCUCUGUCAGCAAUGACAAACUCUUCAAAGACAUUGGAAGAGCUAAAGUUGGAGAUGCUAGAAAUCCCCAAGUGUCGAGCGUGGCUACAGUUGUAGAGACGUCGAUCCUGGCUCCUAUCGAAGUCAUUCCUAUCCAGACUCUUCCUCCUGCUCUUGGCCCCACUUUAGAUUAUAUGCCUGCACCUCAAGCCUACAUUCCUGUUGCUCCUGAUGCAACGCCUGCCUCUCAUAGCGCCGACUCAUUCUCUGUCAGCAAUGACGAACUCUUCAAAGACUUUGGAAGAGGUAUCGGUGGCGAGGUUAUUGGGCCUCCUGGAGCUUAG
This is a messenger RNA of Ilex paraguariensis (yerba mate), 435 nucleotides long. NCBI's taxonomy places the organism in Eukaryota, Viridiplantae, Streptophyta, Magnoliopsida, Aquifoliales, Aquifoliaceae. The record is from the annotation of a GenBank genome assembly.